AUGGGACAGGCAGCUUCCAUCACCUUUAGCAACAAGUCCAGUAUCCUGUACGAUAUCGAUGAUUUCUCGAGUCGAUUCAAAAAGGCCACCAUGUCAACCAUCUCGGUGCCAAUGGUGAUUGUGGCAUUUCCCAUCCUAAAUGCCUACAAAUUCAGCGAGCAUGAAUACACUGGAGUGAAGAUGGUGGACAGCACUAUUGGUGGACUCCUCGGUGUCGUCGGAUGGCCAUUGUCUCCUUUUGUCGCAUUUUGGUCUGCCUAUCAAACCAUCUUUACUGAAGGACCCAAUAAAUCCAUCGAGGUAUCUGAGGAGACCAAACUGAUGGUGCGAAAAGCCAUUGGAUUAGACUGUGAUAACUUUUACAACAUUGCAGUAGUCGGUGCGGCAGGAACAGGAAAGAGCUCCUUGGUCAAUGGUAUUCUAGGUUACCCAGAUACAGAUCGAUACGCAGCAGCCAUCAACGAAGCUGGAAAGAACAUCAAUGAGCCUCGAGGAUACAGACAUCCAGAUCUCAGAAGAAUGAUUUUAUGGGACAUGCCAGGAGCAGGCACCGCGCUGCAUAAUUCAGCCACGUACUUUGAGGACAACUAUCUCAAGGCUUUUGAUUCUUUGAUCAUCGUCACGGCAGAAAGAUUGCAAUCGAUUGAUCUGGACAUUGCGUUAAAGGCGCAGGAACAUCACAUUCCCGUGUUGUUUGUAAGAAAUCGAUGUGACCAGUCUCUCAACUCUAAAAUAUCCAGAUACACCCAAGACCCUUCCACCAGAGAUUUAGAUGUGAAUACAAUUUGGGCCAAAGCAGUUGGUGAACUCGUCAAGGAGGUGCGAAAGACAGUGUUCAAGCAACUCAAAGAGAACAAGAUUAGUGCCAAGCGGCUGUUCUUACUGUCGGCAUGGAGCCUCAGAGAUCUCAUGGCAUCUGUCAACCACCCAAACUACCUGAAAGAAGAUGUGCGACUGAUUGACGAGCAACGAUUUAUCCAAGCAUUGAUGGAUGCUGUGCUGAAAAAGAGAAAGGCACCGGUUCGUCAAAACAGCACAACGUAUUCAUCUGCCUCUUCCUCAUCCACUUCUUCCGGCGACAGUGGUAUCCAUAUGAUGAAAUCACCCAAGCACCAGCAAAGAAUCCUGGCUCAACCUUAA
This is a messenger RNA of Mucor velutinosus, 1140 nucleotides long. RefSeq lists its product as uncharacterized. Gene Ontology annotation, molecular function: GTP binding. Lineage: Eukaryota; Fungi; Mucoromycota; Mucoromycetes; Mucorales; Mucoraceae. The transcript is spliced from 5 exons. Bases 1 to 1140 code for a protein of 379 amino acids. The record is from RefSeq and is a predicted model, not a curated record. Gene Ontology annotation, cellular component: membrane.